GGACACAUCAAACGGCCGAUGAACGCGUUCAUGGUCUGGUCCAGGAUCAGGAGGAAGAGAAUAUCUGGCGAUUAUCCCAGGCUGCACAACUCGGAAAUUAGCAAGAUAUUGGGCGCCGAGUGGAAGCUGUUGUCGGAGAUCGACAAGAGGCCGUUCAUCGACGAGGCGAAACGUCUGAGGAGCCAGCACAUGCUCGACCAUCCGGAGUACAAGUACAGGCCGAGGAGGAAGGCGAAGUUCGAGAAGGAAACCAAAAAUGCCACCAGUACCAAUCAGUUCAGUGAUCCUUUGCAGAGGGCCUUGAAUCGAGCUUUCUACAAUGACAAAACUCUAACGUUGGAUCAGAAGCACAGUUUGAUGGCGACCUAUCCCAUUUCGAUCACGAUCCCAGCACAAACUUUGCCGGAAAGGACGGACGGUUUUCAAGACUUUUCCUUCAGGCAAACUGAAGAACAUUACAAACAAGAGUAUAAUCCUGCUAUUCACUCGUUGCCUCCUUACAGCAGCCUUCAAGGGGGCCUGCAUCAUAGAGCUCUUCUUAGAGCUGCAUCAGUUUAUGCUUAUGAUUUGGCUGGGACUAGCUCCCACACUAUGCCUGUAUAUUUUCCUUAG
Molecule: messenger RNA, 612 nt
Organism: Aethina tumida (small hive beetle)
Lineage: Eukaryota; Metazoa; Arthropoda; Insecta; Coleoptera; Nitidulidae
Product: transcription factor SOX-14-like
Exons: 2
Coding region: 19-612 (197 amino acids)
Biological process (GO): anatomical structure morphogenesis; cell differentiation; regulation of DNA-templated transcription
Molecular function (GO): RNA polymerase II cis-regulatory region sequence-specific DNA binding; DNA-binding transcription factor activity, RNA polymerase II-specific
Source: RefSeq, a predicted model, not a curated record